AUGAGUGUGGAUCCAGCUCUUCCCCAAAGCCUGCCUUGCCCUGAAGCAUCCAAUUCUGGGGAAUUGUCACCAAUGCCCGAGAUUUAUGAGCCUGAAGAAAAUUACGCAUCCUUGCAACUGUCGUCUGCUGAGACACCCCACAUGGAGACUGUCUCUCCUCUUCCUUCCUCCAUGGAUCUGCUUAUUCAGGACAGCCCUGAUUCUUCCACCAGUCCCAGAGUGAAACUACUGCCCACUUCUGUAGAGAAGAGCACAGUGAAGAAGGAAGAGAAGGUCCAGGCCAAGAAACAGAAGAUCAGAACUGUCUUCUCACAGACUCAGCUCUGUGUCCUCAAUGACAGAUUUCAGAGACAGAAAUACCUCAGCUUCCAGCAGAUGCAAGAACUUUCCAACCUUCUGAACCUUAGCUACAAACAGGUUAAGACCUGGUUCCAGAACCAGAGAAUGAAAUGUAAGAGGUGGCAGAAAAACAACUGGCCAAAGACUUGCAACAGUGUUACUCAGAAGGGCUCAGCAACUACAGAGUACCCGGGCCUCUAUUCCUAUCACCAGGGAAGCCUGGUGAACACUGCUGGAAACCUUCCGAUGUGGAGCAACCAGACCUGGAAUAACCCAACCUGGAGCAGCCAGACCUGGAACAGCCAGUCUUGGAGCAACCAUUCCUGGAGCAGUCAGACCUGGUGCUCCCAAGCCUGGAACAACCAGGCUUGGAACAACCAGGCUUGGAACAACCAGGCAUGGAACAGUCAGUUCCACAGCUGCGGAGAAGAAUUCCUGCAGCCUCAGAUCCAGUUCCAGCAAAACUCUCUUGUCAGUGGUUUGGAGGCCACCUUGGAAACUGCUGGGGAAAGUCAUACUGUAACACAGCAAACUGCUAAGUAUUUUAGUACCCAGCAAAUCAUGGAUUUAUUCCCAAAUUACUCCAUGAACAUACAGCCUGAAGAUGUGUGA
Ceratotherium simum simum (southern white rhinoceros) is the source of this 951-nucleotide messenger RNA. RefSeq names its product Nanog homeobox (gene NANOG). Gene Ontology annotation, molecular function: DNA-binding transcription factor activity, RNA polymerase II-specific; RNA polymerase II cis-regulatory region sequence-specific DNA binding. Gene Ontology annotation, biological process: regulation of transcription by RNA polymerase II. NCBI's taxonomy places the organism in Eukaryota, Metazoa, Chordata, Mammalia, Perissodactyla, Rhinocerotidae. The record is from RefSeq and is a predicted model, not a curated record.